AUGAUUGUCACCAGGCAGCCUAACAAGGCCUUGCUGCAACCGGCCGUUCAGGAGCUCUUGGGAAAAUACGCAGUGCUCUUCAAGGAUCCCGAAGGAUUGCCUCCAAUCCGAAGCUAUGACCACAAAAUCAGCCUACAAGAAGGGGCUAAAUCUACUUGGGUAAGGCCAUACCGCUACCCAUAUCACCAAAAAGAAAAAAUUGAGAAGCUAGUAAGGGAGAUGUUGAGUUCAGGGGUCAUUAGGCCAAGCCAAAGCCCUUACUCGUCCCCGGUGUUGCUGGUGAGGAAAGUGGACGGGAGUUGGCUGGAAUACAAAAGGGGAAGGGAGAACAAGGCUGCAGAUGCACUAUCCAGGGUUCAACUCAACAAUGAAGAUGGGGAUGCAGAUGAAAUGCCAGAAUCAAAUUCAAAUGCAAACCCAACAACACAGGAUCUAGGACAGGAGAUGCAAACAGAAACAGAAUUAGCAGAUUCUAACACAGGCAAACAAGAAACACAAAUGCAAGCACAGGCAAUAAGUACAUUCAAAGCCGACUGGCUGGAAGAACUCAGGAAAACUUAUCUUGAUGAUCCACAACUCCAGGAUCUACUGCUACAAUUCCAGGAAGGUGCCCUCUAUCCAGUGAAGUUCCACCUCCAGGGAAUGUGA
Molecule: messenger RNA, 648 nt
Organism: Alnus glutinosa
Lineage: Eukaryota; Viridiplantae; Streptophyta; Magnoliopsida; Fagales; Betulaceae
Exons: 2
Coding region: 1-648 (215 amino acids)
Source: RefSeq, a predicted model, not a curated record